Messenger RNA from Danaus plexippus (monarch butterfly), 1496 nucleotides. RefSeq lists its product as uncharacterized. The record is from RefSeq and is a predicted model, not a curated record. Gene Ontology annotation, biological process: proteolysis. NCBI's taxonomy places the organism in Eukaryota, Metazoa, Arthropoda, Insecta, Lepidoptera, Nymphalidae. Bases 46 to 1476 code for a protein of 476 amino acids. Gene Ontology annotation, molecular function: serine-type endopeptidase activity. The transcript is spliced from 10 exons.
GUUACCUUUACAAUAUGACUCCGGUCUCUUUCAGUGCAAAUAGUCAUGAAGUUGCACAGUUAUUGUACAUUUUUUUAUUCAAUAUGUAUUUUGUUAUAUUCAGCCGUUGUAGUUAAUUCAAUAGAUGUAGUAACAACAAUUCCUUUGGAUGUCCAGAGAGUUUUACACAAAACUAAUAUUAGUGAAAUAAGAGCUCAUCUAAACGGAUCUAGAAGAAUCAUAUCAGGACUAGAAGCUCAUAAUAACAGACCAUAUAUGGUUUAUUUAAAACUACCGUCAAACAAUCCCAAAUACAAGAACUACCGUCACUGGUUAUGUGGUGGCGUGAUUAUACAUGACCAAUACGUCCUAACAUCCGCCGCUUGUAUAGAAGACGCGAAACAUUUCUAUGUCGUUUCUGGCACAUAUAGGCACAACGAUGAAGACGAUCGUUUUAAUAAUAUCUGUCUCAAAAAUGGCGCCAAGAAGGCCAUUUGGAAAUGUAUUCCAAGAAACUACGUGUUCGAUGGCCACGAGAACGACAAUAUACGUUGGAUGAACAAUGACAUAGCGAUAGUUAAAGUUGAAGACGAGUUCGACUUUAACCGUCGUGUGAGAGGAUGUGACUUCGUCCCUCGACCGAUAUGUUACAACAACCAAACCAGUCGCUACGAGGAUCCAGGGAACGUGGCCUCAAUCGCCGGAUGGGGCAGCACUGAUAAAUACAAUGAUUGGGUAAACAAAGGAGGUUCGUCGACAUCACAGGAUUUAUUAGAGGCAGAUGUUGUUAUCAUCACUAAGAACAACUGCAAGCGUCAAUGGGGUCCUCGAUACCACAGUAUCAUAGAUAAUUAUAUGAUCUGCUCUAGAGACACCAUACCAGAGCUGAGCGAAGUCUGUAAUGAGAAAUAUGUUGAGUGUACAGAUAUAAUGUACUCUAUGGAAGAAUCACGGAGAGUUAACCCGAGUGAGUUGAGACUUCACUCCGCCUUUCAUAACGAUUCGGGGAGACGACAGGAGGCCGGCAGUGGAGGAUUUUGUGAGAACGACCACGGCGGCCCAUUAAUUUAUGGGCAGGGUUCUAGCGCAAUAGUCAUAGGUAUCAUAUCGGCUUGCCUCGUUAAAGAACGCACCAACAAAUGCUAUGGACCUUAUCUGUACACGAGCGUCUACAAGAACCGCAUGCUCAUCAACUGUGCCAUCUACAAGGAUAUCGCAGGCGAUUGCACAAAACUAUUUAGAGCUAGCGACACCCACAUCGAAGAGCACAUAAGUUGGGCUGAUCAUCCUGAUGGCCCAGCCAAAAACGAAAUAUCAAAAAUGAGGCGAACGGAAGAAGAGAAAAUCAAAAAUAAUACGUUGAGGUCGAAUAGAACAGAACACAAACCGCCGUUAGACAAAGUUAUCAAGCACGGCGGUGUCGUGUUAAGAGCGUUUGACGAUCGUGAAGACUUCAAUGAAAGUAUGGAUAAUACUAAUUCCACUAGAAGUGGCUGAAAUACAUUUUUUUAAUUUAA